This is a messenger RNA of Colletotrichum navitas, 1546 nucleotides long. RefSeq lists its product as uncharacterized. The transcript has 5 exons. Bases 378 to 1328 code for a protein of 316 amino acids. The record is from RefSeq and is a predicted model, not a curated record. NCBI's taxonomy places the organism in Eukaryota, Fungi, Ascomycota, Sordariomycetes, Glomerellales, Glomerellaceae.
CUGUAACUCAGUCUUUAUUGUUCUCUUGCCCCCCCUCCCCCUUCCCCUCAUUUUGGCCUUCUUCUUCUUUUUCUUUUCUUCCGCAGUACUCUCUUCGUGCUUUGGUAUGCAAGUUCCGCCCUGCCAACGUGCCCAUAACACGGAAGACUCGAACGACACUGCACGGGCAACGACAUCUCUUUCGGUCUCCUUUCUAAUCCCAAGCACUAUAUCCCAUAUAAAUUCAAGCGUUGUAUCUUGAAUCAAGAAGACCUGCGCUUCAACCGCAUUGGCUGGCAUUUUCUCGCCCCACAGUCGCUGCAUUUCGAUCAUAAAACUGCGCCGCAACGGAAAACUAGCAACAUACGAACCCAUACGCCCUCCAAGGGGCAACGGAUAUGGAGCAUCUUCCUACGGAUACCAGGAUUUCUCUUAUCGUUGGAGUCACCUCGGCAUCCAUAGGGCUCAUCGGAAUAUUCAUGGGAGUUAGAGUAUACAUCAGAGGGUAUCUUAUGCGCGCAUGGAAAUUGGACGAUACAAUGUUCAUUUGCUCGGCUUUUCUUGCUGUUGCUCAGAUUGCCUUGAUCAAGUGCGGCGCGAUAUACGGUGCACUCGGCCGACACAUAUGGACUGUAACGCCAUCAAUGAUCAAGAAAGAUGCCCCUUUUCUCGUCGCAGCGUCCUUAAUGUACCAAGUUGCAUUCCCCUUCGUCAAAGCAACAUAUCUCGCGCAACAUCGCCGAGCAUUUGCUCUCCCAAACAUAAAGCUGCUAUGCGAUGUGUUUCUGGGAGUAUUGUUCCUUAUUUCAACCUCGUUGCUCAUUCUUGGUGGGGUUGCUACGAGGGGGUUUACCGACCCUGAUCCGAACAAGCUCCCAAAUGUCAAGUCGACAGGAUUCAUCGUUUUCAACUACUUAUCCGGUGCCUCAAACCUUGUUACGGGUAUCAUAGUUUUCAUGCUCCCUAUCAUUCUUGUAGGACGAAUGCGCCUCGCAGCAUUGCAGAAAGCCGGGCUCAUUGCCAGCUUCGGAGUUGGUAUCUUUACGUGCGCCCUGUCAGUCAUGAGAAUAAUUAGCAUGCAAUUGGGUUUAGGCAGUAGUGACGAAUAUUACGAGAUCGUUCCGCUCACGCUCUUGGGCGUCGCCGAAUUGACCAGCGCCAUCGUCUGCGCGUGUCUUCCGCUCAUGCGUCCACUGUUGGCAUGUGCCGGCACAACAGGAUAUAGAGGAAAGGGCUCACGGGAGCCCUUAUCUUCGGAAUUUGGGGAGUCCGCCAACCGAAUGCGUCAGAGGCAUGACGUGCUGCCAAUACACUCGCCUGCAACCCCGACAUUUUCUGCAACUCUUUAGGUGGCUAUAGUAAUUGGUGACGGAGAUAGCAUCAACGGGGACAUCGAAGGUUAUCAUGAGAGCGACAAGCCAGGAAGAGCACCGGCAGCAUAGGCCCGUUGGUUACGGAUAUAUCUAUAUCACAAAGACAUGAACUGACCACGAAAUUUAUGAUUAAUAAUUAAUAUCAUGAUUCAGAGUACAUAUAUCUCUAUCACCUUUCUCUUAUGAAAUCCAUC